Molecule: messenger RNA, 2019 nt
Organism: Chelonia mydas (Green sea turtle)
Lineage: Eukaryota; Metazoa; Chordata; Testudines; Cheloniidae
Product: basic proline-rich protein-like
Exons: 2
Coding region: 1-2019 (672 amino acids)
Source: RefSeq, a predicted model, not a curated record
AUGGCAGAGAAGGGGCCACGUAAUCUACUGGGUCAGUGUAUUCCAGGCGCCACGGAAACCGAACUAGGACACAGGGAAUCCCGGUGCCAUGGAAACCAGGCCUCCGAGAAACCAGUCGCUGUCUUUGGUCAGUGCAGCCCCAGAGUUCAGAGGUGCAGCUGCAGAGUUCACUCCCCGGCCCCGUCCCCCCCCGGGGGGGGUAAAGAGGCACCUCACUCGCUCGCCGCCCCUCUCCGCCGCCGCCCUGCCGGCCGCUCGCCCGCCACCCGCUCGCCGCUUCCGCCGGCCACCGGCUCCCCGCUCUCGCCGCCCCUCUCCGCCGCCGCCCUGCCGGCCGCUCGCCCACCACCCGCUCGCCGCUUCCGCCGGCCACCGGCUCCCCGCUCUCGCCGCCCCUCUCCGCCGCCGCCCUGCCGGCCGCUCGCCCACCACCCGCUCGCCGCUUCCACCGGCCACCGGCUCCCCGCUCUCGCCGCCCCGCUCCGCCGCCGCCCUGCCGGCCGCUCGCCGCUUCCGCCGGCCACCGGCUCCCCGCUCUCGCCGCCCCUCUCCGCCGCCGCCCUGCCGGCCGCUCGCCCGCCACCCGCUCGCCGCUUCCGCCGGCCACCGGCUCCCCGCUCUCGCCGCCCCUCUCCGCCGCCGCCCUGCCGGCCGCUCGCCCGCCACCCGCUCGCCGCUUCCGCCGGCCACCGGCUCCCCGCUCUCGCCGCCCCUCUCCGCCGCCGCCCUGCCGGCCGCUCGCCCACCACCCGCUCGCCGCUUCCACCGGCCACCGGCUCCCCGCUCUCGCCGCCCCGCUCCGCCGCCGCCCUGCCGGCCGCUCGCCGCUUCCGCCGGCCACCGGCUCCCCGCUCUCGCCGCCCCUCUCCGCCGCCGCCCUGCCGGCCGCUCGCCCGCCACCCGCUCGCCGCUUCCGCCGGCCACCGGCUCCCCGCUCUCGCCGCCCCUCUCCGCCGCCGCCCUGCCGGCCGCUCGCCCGCCACCCGCUCGCCGCUUCCGCCGGCCACCGGCUCCCCGCUCUCGCCGCCCCUCUCCGCCGCCGCCCUGCCGGCCGCUCGCCCGCCACCCGCUCGCCGCUUCCACCGGCCACCGGCUCCCCGCUCUCGCCGCCCCUCUCCGCCGCCGCCCUGCCGGCCGCUCGCCCGCCACCCGCUCGCCGCUUCCGCCGGCCACCGGCUCCCCGCUCUCGCCGCCCCUCUCCGCCGCUGCCCUGCCGGCCGCUCGCCCGCCACCCGCUCGUCGCUUCCACCGGCCACCGGCUCCCCGCUCUCGCCGCCCCUCUCCGCCGCCGCCCUGCCGGCCGCUCGCCCACCACCCGCUCGCCGCUUCCGCCGGCCACCGGCUCCCCGCUCUCGCCGCCCCUCUCCGCCGCCGCCCUGCCGGCCGCUCGCCCGCCACCCGCUCGCCGCUUCCGACGGCCACCGGCUCCCCGCUCUCGCCGCCCCUCUCCGCCGCCGCCCUGCCGGCCGCUCGCCCGCCACCCGCUCGCCGCUUCCGACGGCCACCGGCUCCCCGCUCUCGCCGCCCCUCUCCGCCGCCGCCCUGCCGGCCGCUCGCCCGCCACCCGCUCGCCGCUUCCGCCGGCCACCGGCUCCCCGCUCUCGCCGCCCCUCUCCGCCGCCGCCCUGCCGGCCGCUCGCCCGCCACCCGCUCGCCGCUUCCGCCGGCCACCGGCUCCCCGCUCUCGCCGCCCCUCUCCGCCGCCGCCCUGCCGGCCGCUCGCCCGCCACCCGCUCGCCGCUUCCGCCGGCCACCGGCUCCCUGCUCUCGCCGCCCCUCUCCGCCGCCGCCCUGCCGGCCGCUCGCCCGCCACCCGCUCGCCGCUUCCGCCGGCCACCGGCUCCCCGCUCUCGCCGCCCCUCUCCGCCGCCGCCCUGCCGGCCGCUCGCCCGCCACCCGCUCGCCGCUUCCCCCGGCUACCGGCUCCCCGCUCUCGCCACCCCUCUCCGCUGCGCUGUCAGUCACUUCUGCUGCCACCUGCCUCUCUGCUGUGACCUCUGCACAUCCGUCUCUCCAUGA